UGAGGGGAAGAUAGUGUGAAGGUAACAUAGAACUGGUGUUUCUGAAUCUGCUAUUUUUGUUCCCUUUUCUUUUCUUUUUUUCUAACACUGGUGUUAUUUAACGGAGUCGUCUGUCUUUCUCCAAGGCUGUUAAGAAACUUCUCAACUAGCCUGCAUUUGCAAAUGGCUCUCCCGCUGUUGUUCCUCUAUCUUCCCAUUGCCUUCUGUUGCGAAACUGUCCCCAGCACCGAGUGUGAAAAGCCUUCCUUCGUACCUGGACAUAAUUUGGUGGGAGAAGGCUUUGACAUUGUGCAAAUGAAGACCACCGGAGCUUUUGUGGUGGAUGUGCGGACCUACAUGAGCGGAGGAGAGCAUGGCAACUGCACUGUCUGUGAGAACAAACUGCUCAACGAGAAGCAAAAGUUGCCAGCUUCUGUGGUUGACUGGCGGGUCAAGGUGCAGUGUCGCCGGAGUGUCGGCGCCAAGAUUUACGAAUCGGCCAGCUCGGUUCUUAAGGACACCACCAAUUCAGCCAGUGCCAGCUGGAAGAUCGGACUGAGUGUGCCAAUGGUAGCAGGUGUGGCUGUUGGUGGCACUCAUUCGAAAUCAGCCAGGUUUGCCAAAAGCCAUGCAUCUCAAGACAAGUACUCCUUCACAAGCCACACCUUCUCCUGCCACUACUACUCAUUUCGUCUUCAUGCUCGCCCUCCAGUGACCAAAGAAUUUCUGGGUUCCAUUACUGCACUUCCUGUUAAAUUUGACAGCAACACAGAAGGUGCGUACAAUCAUUUCAUCUCAAUCUACGGGACACACUUCUUGCGGAGAGUCGACCUGGGCGGCCGCGUGCAUUCAACCACCGCUGUGAAGACCUGCCAGGUUUCCAUGAAGGGUCUGUCAGUGCAUGACGUGAGCAACUGCUUAUCGGCGGAGGCGUCCGCCGUCAUCAAGGGCGUGAAGGUGAGUGCGCAAGCAGGCUACUGCAAAGGCAAAUCACAGAAACUGGAGAGAGGCAACAGCUUCAGCGGCACCUUCUCAGACCGAGUCACUGAAAUACUAGGGGGUAACGGUGAGCAGCAAGACAUCCUCUUCAGUCCAAGCAACGUUAGUGGUUACGGCGUGUGGCUCAAGUCACUGAAGAAAAUCCCUGGAGUGGUUUCCUACACCUUGAGCUCAUUGCACAUGCUGGUAAAAAACGACUCAGAUAGACGAGCCAGUCUGCAAGCGGCCAUCAGCAAGUACAUCACAAAAAGCGCUAUAUCUACUGCUUGCCCCUCCAAGUGCAAAGUGGGCCAUCGUAGUAAUAGCUGCGCAUGCAAAUGCAGCGGUCAUCAAAGAAUUGAUAGUAACUGCUGCCCAAGUAACCCAGGAGUAGCCACGUUGACCGUGACUGUGUUGAGCGGUGCAGGAUUAUGGGGAGACUACUUCUCUAAAACUGAUGGUUAUGUUAAAGUCUUUUACGGAAGCCGUGCGUAUGAGACCCCUGUGAUUUGGAACAACAAUUUUCCUCAGUGGAACUACAACAUAAAUUUCGAAACUGUAGAGCUGACUAAAAAAACGCCCUUGAGAUUUGAGGUGUGGGACCGUGACAACCGUUUUGAUGAUGAUCUGUUGGGAAAAUCGGCUACCAUUCCACAGAAAGGAAUGAAUCAGAAGAAGUCAUUUAAGUUAAAGCAUGGCUCUUUUUUGAUUUCCUACUCUGCACAGUGUGGCCCAAGUCUUACCGGGUCUUUCUGUGAAAAAUACGCUCCUACACCGGGUGGUGAUGGUACUCUAAACUAUUACCAGCCCUUUGACGGAGAACAGCCCAUUGUGUUUAAAAGAUCUGAGGGUUUUAGAAGAAAUGUGUCUUUGCUGUAAUAAUACAACAACUGCAGGAUGUGAAGAUAAUGUAAAUUGCUAAGGAAGGGCCUUCUAAUAUAAGCUAUUUGGGAUUUUUGCAAGUAUACACAUUGAAAACUGUUAUUAAAAAUCAAUUAUCAUUAUUUCAAGACAAAUUUACAAGUCUUUUUCAAUAGACAAAAUGUAAAAAAAAAAAAGAUUUUUUUUUCCACAAUUCCAUAUGUAAACUAUAACCACCAUAGUGAUUUAAAGAAAAAAAUGAAUGCUUUCAGAUGCAAUAAAAACUU
This is a messenger RNA of Carassius gibelio (silver crucian carp), 2105 nucleotides long. RefSeq names its product perforin 1.3 (gene prf1.3). Gene Ontology annotation, molecular function: pore-forming activity; calcium ion binding. The transcript has 4 exons. The record is from RefSeq and is a predicted model, not a curated record. NCBI's taxonomy places the organism in Eukaryota, Metazoa, Chordata, Actinopteri, Cypriniformes, Cyprinidae. Gene Ontology annotation, biological process: leukocyte mediated cytotoxicity. The coding region runs from base 163 to 1836 and encodes 557 amino acids.